This is a messenger RNA of Homalodisca vitripennis (glassy-winged sharpshooter), 6271 nucleotides long. RefSeq names its product gastrula zinc finger protein XlCGF57.1-like. NCBI's taxonomy places the organism in Eukaryota, Metazoa, Arthropoda, Insecta, Hemiptera, Cicadellidae. The record is from RefSeq and is a predicted model, not a curated record. Gene Ontology annotation, biological process: regulation of transcription by RNA polymerase II. Gene Ontology annotation, cellular component: nucleus. Bases 966 to 2234 code for a protein of 422 amino acids. The transcript has a single exon. Gene Ontology annotation, molecular function: DNA-binding transcription factor activity, RNA polymerase II-specific; RNA polymerase II transcription regulatory region sequence-specific DNA binding.
UGUGUUUAAGACAGUACAAAUUCUUGAUUCUUGUUUUCUUUUCAAAGAACAAAAUAGUAUUUUACAUUUUAUAUAGAUGAUACUUAUUUUGUCUUCACUCAAUUCUUGUUUUUGCGUGGCAUUGUUUAUUGUUUGGGGGUGGCCUGCUGAGGGCAGAACUCAAUACUCAUUGAUUAAUCAUAUUGCUUUUAUCCUUAUAAAAUUCUUCUUUCCUGUACCUUUUUGUGUAUUGUAGACAGAACAGGAAAUAAAAAUACACUACAAAAAGGACUUGUGGACAUGUUUUCACAAAUAUCUAAUCUCGUUAGUGAUAUUAGUUGAUUAUAGUUUUUAAUACGUAUAAUCAAUCCUAACUUUUUAAAGUUUAGAUAAACCAACAUGUAAUUUAUGCCAUUAUCAUUGCUACUAUUUUACUUAUGGAUCUUGUAUUUACAAUUUAAAAAAUAACCUCUUAUAUUUGAUUUGAAUGCUACCCAAAUUCACGUGAUAAAUUUCUCAUUGAGCCAAAAAGUUUGUAGACUAUGAACGAUUGCUUUACAUAAACUAGUCACCUCUGUACCUCAUGCAGUACUUUUAUAAGUUAAUUCUUACAAGUCUCGUUUAAUAGUACUUUAUUCUAUUCAUUAACCAAUAAUACUAAAGAUCUGUUUAUUAGAUUUUAAACAACUUACAGGUCUGCAAAGUAUAGUACGCACUACGUACUCCUACACAAAGUGUAUACACACACACUUUAAAUAGUAAUAGUGCUUGGCUGUUGAUAACUGAUAGUGGUAUAAAGUGAAUACAUUGCCACAAACUGUUUUAACAGUUAACAGACUACCAAUAUUCAUGUAUAAGCCUACCAAUAAUAUUAAUUGUAUAAGAGGAUUUUAUUGAAAUUACUAAUCCUCAUGUGUAAUAUUGUUUUGUUUUCAGGAUAGAUGCACCAUAAUUGAUAGCCACCCAAAAAUGUGCUAAUUUACAACAUGGAUGACAACCCUUUUAAAUGUUCCCUGAGCAGCUAUACAAGCGUGAAAAGUGUGCAAUUAAAAAGGCAUAUGUUAAAAACGCACACAGGAGAGAAAAAAUUUAAUUGUUCCCUGUGCAACUAUGCAACUAUAAGAAAAGGGAAUUUACAAACACAUAUGUUAACGCACACAGGAGAGAAAAAAUUUAAGUGUUCCCUGUGCAACUUUGCAAGUAUAAGAAAAGGGAAUUUACAAACACAUAUGUUAACUCACACAAGUGAGAAACAAUAUAAGUGUGCCUUAUGCAACUAUGCUAGUAUUACAAAACAACAGUUACAAAACCAUAUGCUUACUCACACAAGUGAAAAACCAUUUAAGUGUCCUUUGUGUAUGUAUUCAAGCAUUACGAGAAUUCGUUUAAAGACCCAUAUGUUAGCUCACACAGGUGAGAAACCAUUUAAGUGUUCCCAGUGUAUCUUUUCAAGCACUACAAAGGGAAGUCUAAAAACACACAUGUUAACUCAUAAAGUUGAGAAACCAUUUAAGUGUUCCCAAUGCAGCUAUGCAAGUGUUACAAAACAGCAGUUACAAAAACAUAUGUUUACUCACACAGAAGAGAAACCAUUUAGGUGUUCGCUGUGCAUCUAUUCAUGUACUCUGAAAUCGGAUCUAAAAACACAUAUAUUAAAUCAUGCAGGUGAGAAACCGUUUAAGUGUACCCUGUGUAUCUAUUCAUAUACUCGUAAGGAGCAUCUAAGAAGACAUAUGUUAACUCAUACAGAAGAGAAGCUGUUUAAGUGUUCCCUGUGCACCUAUUCAUGUACUCAGAAGGAGUAUCUAAGAAGACAUAUGUUAACUCAUACAGAAGAGAAGCUGUUUAAGUGUUCCUUGUGCACCUAUUCAUGUACUCAGAAGGAGUAUCUAAGAAAACAUAUGUUAACUCAUACAGGCGAGAAACCAUUUAAGUGUUCCUUGUGCGACUAUGGAAGUAUUUUGGAAAGUAAUAUACAGAGGCAUAUGUUAACUCACACAGGUGAGAAACCAUUUAAGUGUUCCCUAUGCAUCUAUUCAUGUAAUCAGAAGGUGCGUCUAAGAAAUCAUAUUUUAACUCAUACAGGCGAGAAACCAUAUAAGUGUUCCCUUUGUGACUAUGGAAGUAUUGUGAAAAGUAAUGUACAGACGCAUAUGUUAACUCACACAGGAGAGAAACCGUUUAAGUGUCCCUUGUGCAUAUUUUCUAGCACUGCAAGGGCACACCUAAAAAAACAUGCUAAAUCACACAGGUGAGACACCAUUUCAGUGUUUCCUUUGCCCAUAUUCAUGCACUCAGAAGGGGAAUCUAAGAAGACAUAUGUUAACUCAAACAGAAGAGAAACUGUUUAAGUGUUCCCUGUGCACCUAUUCAUGUACUCAAAAGGAGUAUCUAAGAAUGCUUAUGUUAACUCAUACAGGUGAGUUAACAUUCAGUGCAUCUGUUAAUGUGCUCAUAAGGUGCAUCUAAAUACUCAUGUUAAGGACUGUGCCUGUGCAGCUAUAAGUAUACUUCAAGUUCGGGCUUAAGAAAACAUUUGUUAACUCACACAGUUGAAAAACUAUUUGAAUCGUUUCUGUGCAGCUUUAAGUGUACUGAAUCAGAAUUAAAAGUGCAUACGUUAACUCAUAGGUGAGAAACCAUUUAAGUAUUCCCGGUGCAACUUCAAGUCCAUCAGGGUGAGUUAAGACACCUGUCAACUCACAGGUUAGAAACCAUUUAAGUGGUAGCUGUGCAGUUUUAAGUGUACCUUAAGUUCGUGUUUAAGGAGCCAUAUGUUAACUCACAUAGGUUAGAAAACAUGUCAAUGUUUUGUGUGCGACGGAAUUUACAAGCACUCUUAAUUAGAAUUUAAAAUAUAUUCUCAAACAAUUGAUAAACCACUUGAGUCUACCUAAUUGAUAUAAUCCUUCACUAAGAGGGUGAGUCUAAACACACACAUUAAUUCACAGAGGUAAGAAAUUAUUUAAGUUCUGUCUUGAGUAGCUGUAACACAAUGAACACAAUGCCAUAAAAUAAUAAGAAUAUAUUUAUUCAUAAAAGUGUUACGUACAUAUUUUUAAACAAGUUACAAGAAUUGUAAACUAAUAACUUAAGAAUCAAUUUAACAAUAUUUAGUACUUAACACAGAUUUAAAUAUACCACUUGCAUGAUGACUCUUACAUAAAUAAACUAAAAGUAAAACAGGAAACACUUCAGUUAUAUGAUUAUUCUACCAAAUAUUUUAAUGAAACAUACUUUUAUGAAUAUAUAGUAUAAAUAAAGGCAAAGCCUGUUCAGAGGUUCCGUCAUACUAAAUUAAAUUCAUGAUAGCUCAGAUAGAAUGUUGACAAUUAAUUUUGAUUAGAAAAACUCAUGUUUAUCAAAUAUCUAUGUUACUUCUAAAAGUAUACUUAUGUGCAACUCUGAUCCGAAUAAAACGUUUUAAUAAUUGGUAUGCAGAAAACAAUUCUGUGGUGUUCGGGAAAAAGGGGAUAAGUGCCGUUUUAUUAACUUGCGGGAAAUGUAAAAACAAAGUUUGAAUGUUUAUUGUAAAUCUGGUUAUUAUUGACUGAGUUCAUAAUAUAUUGUUUUUAAUUCUAUAACUAAUGCACUGUUUAAAUAUAUAAUUAUCUUAGCUAAAUAAUUGUUCAGUAUUUUUUUAUUAAUUUUUUUAAAAGUUUUUGUACAACUUAUCCCCUUUUACCCCAAACCUUUGAAUACAUAUCCCCUUAUUCUCUAAAUAUUUGUGAUUUAUAUCUCAUUGAGACAAGUGAAUAAUAACAUGAAAUACAGUACAUAAUCUUUAAUAAACAUUUCCUACAUGACUAGUACAUGUACGUUGGCUACAUCAGUCUUCACUCUCUUGACCUUCAUUGGUUAUAUCUGGGAGAAUGUCUGGUUUGUCAGUUGAUGGAAGGUUGUUGUAGUAGUCAUGGAAUACGGUUGGUAUGAGAUUUAGCAUACUGAUUAAAUCUUUUUUCUUCUUUUCAGAGAUCGGGAUUCUUCCAAUAUAUGAUAGCGGUGGCAUCAACUUGUUUCUUGACUGCCCUGCUUUGAUCACUGAGAUGGAUUUGAAUGGUACAUCUUCAUCCAAAGUGUCUUUGUAGAGUACUCUAUGUGAAUUUUUAGUGAAUCGCAUCCACUUUACAUUUCGCCCUUGUCAUCAUAGAUUUUUCCAUUCCUCACAGGAAUCCGUAGGGGUCUAGUCUUUUCUUGACUUGUUUCAUACAGGCCAGCGUACUGGAAAGAAUCCUGCUUUUGCAUUUCCACAACUUUAAAUUUAGUCUUUCCUCCAGUUUGACGAACUAGUUGCAUCCAAUCAUGAGGAUGGAAAAUGGGUGCAUCUAGUUUUUUCUUUCUUUUUUCUAUUUGUGGAUGGUCACCAUCGCAUUCCAUAUGUGUAUGUCCAGGUAUCAAGAAUUUGUGAUCAAUGGUUUCCAAAUGGGUAUGAUUUUUCACUGUUGAGAGGAACAUGGCAAGCAUAUUUGGAUUUCUAUUCUGGCCUCCGCAUGUGUCUGAAUACAAAAUAACAUGUUUCAGCUGUUCAGGAAUAUUGUUUAGGUGUUUACCCACACACGACCCUAUCUGAUUUGAGCCUCUUCCUCCAUCUACUUCACUCCACAUAUAGCAGUAAGCUUGGUUGUCUUUGAUGUCAUGGAUUGUCAAAUUGAAGGUCCAUAAUUGACGUUUGUAAAAUACCACUGAAGACUAAAGAUGAGGGGUUGGGAGACAUUGUUGAAGGCCAAAGGUUAAUGUAGUAGAUUUGUCAUCAUUCAUGGUUUUCUUUUUGUCAUUCUCUUUAGACGUGUAAGUUCUGUCUGCUAACUCAUGAUGUUUUGCUAAUGCAUCCUCAACCAGGGUUUUCUCAUCACCCUCAGUGCACUGUUUCUGCAUAGCAAGUUUGUCACAUGUAUCAUUUUUAGGAGAUUUUAUCAACAAAUUCAUUUGAUGGAACAAUUUUUCAUAUACUGUCCGACUUACUGGAGGAUUGGAUGUACAUUUUUGUUUAUACUCCUUAUAUAAAGAUGAUAAAGUGUAAUGAGAAGGCAGAUACCGCUUCUCAGAAUGUCUUCGAGAGUAAUGACUCUCGUAAGACGGUACUGACAAAAUGUGGUCUCGAGCACUCUUAAUUACUUCAUCAGCUAAAGCAUUUGUUGGUUUAUUUUUUCCUCUGCCAUCGUUUGCAACUACACCAGCAAUGGAAUUUUGUGACUUGGAACAUACUACUUCCAGAAACUUAGCACUUAAAUCAAAAACUCUCAUAAAGCAUUUCUUACAAAUUUGACAAAGCUCACCUGAGAUGCGUAAAUGAUACUCAUGUGUAACAGAUCUAUUCUUUUGUUUCUGUGUAGGAUCAACUACGUUUUGUUUUGAAUGUACCUUCUCGUGAGUGAUAAGACUAGCAAUGUAAAAAGUUCUUUUAGAAUAUUCCCCUAUAUUCCAAAACUCAUGGAAUAACUUUCUAGUGUCUUUCUCCACAAAGUGCUAUUUACAUUUACGUUUAGAAUCCUCCAAAGGUCUCCAUUUUUUCCCUUUAAUGUUUUUACCACUUUCUGUUUCAUAUUCCUUUCCUGUAUUUCUACUUAACUUUCUCAUUUCCCUAAGCUUCCUAGAUCUACCUUUUAAACUAACCCUUUCUUUUCUCUUUUUAAAAGGUAUAUCAACACCUACUUGAAUUUCCUGUAACAUUUCAGCUUCCACCACCAAGCUUUAGUGUCAACAAUCAGAGAAAUAUAAAAUGGUGGGAAAGUAUGGAGUCAAUUUCUCAGCUGUUAACUAUCAGAUGAGUGCUUUUUUCAACAUGUGUUUUUCUAACUUAUCCCAUUUUACACAAAUAUUGAGUUUGAUAGUGUCGCCUUUUGUGUUCGGGUAAAAAGGGAUAAGUUGACAUAUCCCAUUCUUCCCAAAGAGUAAUUCUCCCUCAGUGAAAUAACUCCUUUUUCACAAGUAAAUAGAACCUCCUAAUAUUCUCUUAGAACUUAUCCCGUUAUACCCAAACACAGCUGGGAAUCUCAUGAACACGAUACUAUACUUAACUCAUUUUGCACAAAAAAUGAACUUAUCCCCUUUUUCCCGAACACCACAGAAUUUAUAUUCUGUUUACUUAAUAGUCAUAAUUUCAAUAGUUUUGAAAAAUAUGUUUUUUUUAAUUACUUAUAUCUUUUGGUAUUGUAUUAAAUAUUUUAGGUCCUAAAAACAAUAGCUUUUUCUAAAAAUAGUUAAAUUAGGUUUUGGAACUGCUACUUUGUCUUUGUGCCUUAAUUUAUUUUUGUAGAUAUUAAUUAAUACAGGCAAAUUACCACUAGUGACA